AUGUCCCGCCCUCUUCCCCGAGAGGCAAUGAACGAGCGGCCGAGGAAGCUUCGAAAGCAGAUGCACCAUGGCACCCUCUACUCCACGCCCCCGGUCCCCUCACGCCCCGAUGCCUUUGCCUCGCUUCCGCCUUGCUGGCCGCCUGUCGACUGGUCCCUCGCCGACUUCUAUCCUGGGCCCGCCAUCUACGGGGAGCACGCCUGGUCACAGACCCAUGGAGUUGGUCAGACAGACCACGCCUUUCCCAAACCUUUGCCCAGGGACGAACAGUCAGCACUUGCCUUCUUCCAGCCUGUUUCCCCCCUCGCCCAGGCACCGCUUCCCCCGGCUUGGAGCACCGUGUCCAGCGUCACCUUCUCCUCGCCUUCUGUCGUCUCCCAGCCUUCCUCUGCCGGUUCGGGCUGCUCGCCGACCCGGAGAGACUUUCCGUACGAGUGGCCAACAAGGAAGGCGUCGCCUUCCGCCACCUCGUCCGUGACACAGACUGCCACCGAGCCAUCGGGGAAUCGCGCCCAAAGUCGCUUCGUCUGCCUCGGUCCCCAAUGCGACGAGACCUUCGACCACGAGAAGGACUUCAAGUCUCACUGCAAGACGGUCCACACGCACACGUGCAACUGGGCAGGCUGUGACCAGCCAAGCUUCUCUACCAAGGACGGUCUUACCUGGCACGUCAAGUUUGAGCACCUUCUCAUCUGUCCGGCUCCCGGUUGUACCGAGACUUCGUUCCAGACCAAACAAAUCCUCGAGAGCCACAUCAGAUGUGCCCAUCCGGAGGCUAGCGGCGAAGGGAACGGCAAAGGAAAGGAGCCAGCGGCGACAUCCAAGCCUAAGGCUCAGGCCAUGGCCUCCUCGAACUCCUCCCAAGGAUCAAACGCCCUUGCGGCCCCAUCACAGGACUCCAACGAGGACAGGGCCAUCAAGCAGAUACUGUCCGUGGCUGUAUCCAAGAAGAAAUGCCGGGAGCAACUUAAGAACGUUGUCGAGAAGAAGUACAGGAGACAGAAUGCCGACAGCCCGAGUGACUUCUCCCGGGCUCAGCUGUGCCGGAUGGUGGAAAACGCUAGCUUCCCUCUCGUCUGGGAACAUGGCGUCCUGCCGUUUCUCGUCGAGUUCAUCCCGAAAUGGUGCGGCCCGAACCACGUCGUCAGCGUCACCCGCGGUAAGACGCCAGGAUCUCGACGAGUCUGCAUCAUGACCAAACAGAAACCAUCUCGGACUCGCCGCAUCAUCAUCGCAGCCCAUGUCAGAGACCUCCUCCCCGAGAACCAUCGAUCCACAAUCACCUUCGCCUUCGUCACCGGCGCCGUCGACCGCAUGGUCUGGGCCAGGGGGCUGAGCAAGGAGAUGCCAGACGAGGUCUGUAUGGCCAGGAACCCCUACUACUUCAAGAACCCGUGUAUGGGCGACAGCAUCGGCAUCCACGGCACCGACGACUUCAAGGAGAGCACCUCCACCUUGGGCCCCUGUUUGCUCGUCGGCGGCGGCAGCUACUGGCUGGCCAACUUCCACCCCUUCGUCGACGCUUAUCAGCACCGGGCAUCGGUCCGCGUCGAGCAUCCCUCCCCCAGCGAUCGCGCAAGUUGCAUCGACGAGCGCCACGACACGAUGCCCGACACGGAUUUUACCCUCGGCAGCUUGACCGCCACAUCUGGCAUCGACUUGAAGACGACUCGCAUCUCCCACGAUCCCUACUGGGAGGAGUUGGACAAGGAAGCCCCUUUGAUCGUGACCGACUGGAUCCUCAUUGCCUCCAAGACACGUCAAGCAAAUAUCCUCCGCCGAUUCCCCUCCGACACCAUGCCUCUGUUGAAAGAAGUACCCGUCAAGAUGAUGAGCGUGGUCACCCCGGGAGCGACGGUGGUCUCCACCGGACGCACGUCGGGUCAACGGCGCGGCCAGAUCUGCGAGAUCCCGGCCUACGUCAGCGCCGAAGAAAACGGCACCGGCAAGGCAACACGCGAGUGGUUCGUCGAAGAGCCGUACCCCUUCGAUGAUGAAGAGAGCUGGAUCCGCGGAGGCAUCGGCGUGGAGGGCGACAGCGGCGCCGCCAUUGUUGACGCCGACACCAAUGCUCUGGUCGGUCAGCUUUGGGGUCGCAACAAGUACUUCGGUGCCGGUCCUCGACUAACUUUCUUCACUCCGAUUGGCGACCUCUUUGACGACAUUCAGGAGAAAUGCGGCCAGCAGGCCCGGCCACAGCUCCCACAGUACAGGGACGAGUCGGAUUGCUACCCGGUCGAUCCCAGUUGCCGGCAAUGCUUCGACUUACGCACGUAUCUCGACAGCAGGCGCAACUCGCGCGAAUCAUUGCGUUCCAUGAUCGGGCGCAACGAAAGCGACCACGGCGAUCUGACCUCGAUAGAAGGGACGUCGGAGCUCGCAACACCAAAGGACCAUGCCUUUGGAUCUCGCUACUCUGGCGUCGAAGAGGUCGGGUCCUCCUUCACCAGCAUCAUGUCGCCAUCAGCCUUGCAUCCCUCUGCUUUCGCCAGCAUCUUGUCGCCGUCGGCCACUCAUCCUUUAGCCUUGACCCCGCAGCCUGGAACCCCCGGUAUCGUAGACAUCAAGAGCCCCUACGCUCUCACCCUUAGCACAGAAGACCUUUACGACGAGGAAGCGUACACCAACACGGCGGGCGCCGCCUCAGGCAAGCGGGCAGCCGCAGCACCACCCGUGCGGAGCUCCAUUCAGAAUGCCAAGAGGCAGAGAUUGCAUUAA
Molecule: messenger RNA, 2718 nt
Organism: Colletotrichum higginsianum IMI 349063
Lineage: Eukaryota; Fungi; Ascomycota; Sordariomycetes; Glomerellales; Glomerellaceae
Product: Zinc finger protein 585a
Exons: 2
Coding region: 1-2718 (905 amino acids)
Source: RefSeq, a predicted model, not a curated record